CGGAGCGACGGAGCGACGGACGGACGGGCCCCUGGACAAGCCAUCAAAGAGCAAUUCGAUACAAUGACACCAGUUGGGCAGUUCCAUUUAGGCUUCGACAGAGCGUGUGUCCCGUCCCCCGUCUAGAGGCUUAGGGGAUGUCCACAAGAGCUACGAGCUACGAGAGUAACAACUCCAGGAGCAGCAGCAGCAGUAUAAGCAGAAGCAGAUCUAUGGCUGUCAACUUGCAGCUGAAUAAUUUAAGCGCCAUUUAUCCGUCGCUCAUGUAUGUGGCUGCCUCUUCCCUAGGACUGGGCAUGGGGCUGGGCCUUCAAGAGAACAUUUCCAUCGUUUACGAGGACCUGCUUAGCACAGCGAAAGGGAAUGGCACCGCAGGCAUGGCAGCGGGCACAGGAGCGGGAGCUGGAACAGGAACUGUCCCGGGAUUGAAUGUCGUCCUGCCGCAGAGUGCCGCAAAUGAGACCUCUAAUGAGGGCGAUGGGGUGGUGGCAUUUACCGAGUCGGGCCCCACCGCAGCCGUGACCACAUUCAAUUACUACAACGAGUCAGCGGCGGCCGCCGAGUGGGCGCACUUCUAUGAUCUCGUCCUGUCCUGGCAGGGCAUCUGCCUGAUUGCAGUCUUUGCAACAUUCAUCGUGGUAACCGUCAUCGGCAACACUCUGGUCAUAUUGGCCAUAUUGACAACUCGUCGCCUGCGCACCAUCACCAAUUGCUUCGUGAUGAGUCUGGCCGUGGCCGACCUCCUUGUGGGCAUCUUCGUGAUGCCACCCGCCGUGGCAGUCCAUCUCACCGGCUCAUGGCAACUCGGGUGGGUGCUGUGCGACAUUUGGAUUUCCCUGGACGUGCUUCUCUGCACUGCCUCCAUCCUCAGUCUGUGCGCCAUCAGCGUGGACAGAUAUUUGGCCGUCACCAGGCCGCUCACGUAUUCGCGGAAACGGCGCUCGAAACGAUUGGCCCUCAUAAUGAUCCUAAUCGUCUGGCUGCUGGCCCUGGCUAUCACCUGUCCCCCCAUCCUUGGAUGGUACGAGCCGGGGCGGCGAGACCUCCGGGAGUGCCGCUACAACCAAAACGAGGGCUACGUCAUCUUCUCGGCGAUGGGAUCCUUCUUCAUACCGAUGGCAGUUAUGAUUUAUGUGUAUGCAAGAAUUUCCUGUGUCAUUGCAUCGAGGCACGACAAUAUGACCGACAUAAGUGUUCACAACAAGAAAUUCAAGCGCUACACGGCAGCGGAUGUGGAGAACGAGCUGUCAGAGCAGGAGCACAGCUCGGCGGGCCAUCGGCAGCGGCAGGCGACGUCCCGCACCUUCUCCAACCAGACAAUUGCCAAGGAGCUGCACGAGAUGAUGCUAGGCGACAGCGAGCAGCCUGGCGUGGCCCCAGCAGGAGCAGGAGUAGGAGCAGGAACUGGCGUAGCAGCAGGAUCUGUGGCUGGAGGUAUUCACUGCCAGUCGUUGCUCGCACUGCCCUCCGGUGGUGGAGGUGCUGCAUCCAGUGGGGUGAAGAAUGGAUGCUACGAGCUGACACGGCCCUCGUCCCUGAAGCGCACAUCGACCGCAUCGACAACCAUCACCACAAUGACAAGUGGCAUCGGGCCGGGCAGCGGCCUCCUGGACACACAAUGGCAGGCGCAGGCUCCAUCCCAAUCCCAGCCGCAGGCUAGAGCCCACAGCUUUCGUCACUCGCACCUGGGCUUGGGCACACAGGAGAGGGAGCGAGAUCGACUGCGUGGCCACCAUCACCACCAUCACCACCAGCUACACCAGCAUCAACAUCACCAGGGCCCGGGUGUGACCACAACAAUCCCAGCCAACCCGAAUCCCAGCAGCAGCAGCACCAUCACCAACAGCAAAUCCCUGUCGAAUCGCAUUACGUCGCUGAAGAAGGAGACCAAGACGACGCAGACCCUAAGCAUCGUGGUGGGUGGAUUCAUAGCCUGCUGGCUGCCGUUCUUCAUCAACUAUCUAAUCACUCCGUUUCUGGCGGAGCACCAGGCCAGCCAAAUGCUGGCCAAGGCCCUCACCUGGCUGGGAUGGUUCAACAGUGCCAUCAAUCCGUUCAUCUACGCCUUCUACAGCGUCGAUUUCCGCGCUGCCUUCUGGCGCCUCACCUGCAAGCGCUUCUUCAGCUCCGGCCAGAAGCCGCAGUUCCCCACCAACACGAUGUCCAUCAGGCGCUAGAGAGUCCCCAGUCCCAUAUACCUUGUCCCUUGACAACCCAUACUCAUGCCCUGAACAAAUUGCCACUGCACAACAUAUGAUUAACUUAUUCAUCAACUUUUAGGUGUGGUCCCUAAUUGCACCUUGAGCAAACCCUCAUCAUCUUUACCCCCCCGGAUGUGUAAUUGUUCUUCAGUUUGUUGUAUAAUUUAUUUGCAUUUCCCCUCGCCGUCAGGGUUCGUUUUCAUUCUAGAUCAUUCGACUGCAAAGCGUGGAUGCCACUGGAUUUGGCUCGGACUCGAAGGGAGGUCUUGGUGUCUAGGUUCCAAGGUCCCGAGGCAGGAAAUAUAUAUGUUGGCCUUUGUACGUUUCUACGGCCAGUUGUCUGUACAUACACGUUUAAAUAUGGUUCCACUGUUGCACAUGAUUUAAAGGCAUUUUUGCAGUCGCUUUCCCUACGAGAGGACGGUCGGAGACCCGGAUGAAAAUCUGAUACGUGGAAGCACGUAUCGAUUUAGUAAUUUCCGCAUGACUUUUCCGCUCCACGCUCCCUCAAACAUGCAACAACGUGGCAGUGGCAGUGUCUGGAGCCAACGGCAUAGACAGUUUAGAUGGAUGAGGAAACUUGGUUACAUGGUUCACCGAAAUUGCGCACACAUCUCUACUAUACGUAACAUUCCCACUCUAAUAUUCAGCUUUUCAGUCAGACUUGCUCUGAGGGCUGCGUGCGUGCGUGGAACGUGCCCUGGGGUGGGUCACCUUUUGGUGACCCCGACACCUGUCCGGACGAAUUGUGCAUUCUCUUUGCCAAGACAAGUGCGUGAUGUAUUUAUGAGGCAGCUCCACCCUAUCAGACUCGAAUUUAGUGCCAGAAUAUAUCAGAGAGACGACCUCUCUCUGUAUCUCUGUCAUAGCUGAUAUCGGUGCACCAUAAAUCCAAGAGAUAGUAGAAAGUACCCGUCCUGAUUUACAGUAGAGAGAGCAGUGGAGCAGUGGAGCAGAGUCCGGGCCGCAUUCAGUGGGCAUUCCAGUCGAGAAUUAGCUUUAAUCAGCCAGUUAAAAGAGAGUUACUGUGAUUUAGUUUAUAGUUGGAGUCAGUUAGAACUUCAAGAGUUUUUCCUUAGCCUUAAAGUGAGUGUGUUUGUGUGUGUUCAUGCAUGUAUGAGGGAUGUGUGUGAGUGUGUGUAUGUAUGAGAGAAUACUAUAUAAUUUAGGCAUAAUUUAUUCAGGCCAUCAACCCACAGCUUAGCCAACCGUAGAGCCAAGCACAAGUAGCACAAUUUAAAGUGUUUUACCAAGCAAUCUACCUUUAACACCGUCCUCCUCACUUCCAUUUUCAUUUACAUUCCCAUUCCCAUUCCCAUCUCCAUCGUCCCUCACUCACUCGCUUGGUGUGAACUCAUAAACGUAAUCAGGCAAUGCUACGACGUAGAGAUUAAGUCAGAAAGAAGCCUCAUAAGCAUAUACACGUAGCAGCAUAUCAUUUCUCAACUCUUCCCUUGUCAAUACCAUCAUCGCCCCCGCCUCAAUCCUCAAUCAAAAUUCUGAAUCCCAAAUUUCAGCUUCCAUGUCAGGCCUAACCGUGAGAGGAUGAGAGACUCCGUAUGAAAGAAUUUUUAAACUUUUGACUAAAGCAAACACAGGAGCAACACCAUCCGCCAUUCGCUAUUCGCCAUUCGCCAUAUGCAAUCUCUCAUCUGCUGGGUGUACGAGUACGAGUAAUAUCAUAUACAUAAUCCGCAUAAUCUGCAUAUAUAUUAAUAGUUACAUAUGUGUACACAACAUCAUUUUUUUGUGAAACGAAACAACCAAAUAAAUAGACAAAUCGAAAAGACAACUCUC
This is a messenger RNA of Drosophila obscura, 3998 nucleotides long. RefSeq names its product octopamine receptor. Lineage: Eukaryota; Metazoa; Arthropoda; Insecta; Diptera; Drosophilidae. Gene Ontology annotation, molecular function: G protein-coupled receptor activity. The record is from RefSeq and is a predicted model, not a curated record. Gene Ontology annotation, biological process: adenylate cyclase-activating adrenergic receptor signaling pathway. Gene Ontology annotation, cellular component: membrane. The transcript has 5 exons. Bases 138 to 2177 code for a protein of 679 amino acids.